AUGCCGCGCACCGCCCUCUUCGUCAUUGACAUUCAAAACGAGCUCGCCGGGCAUCCGCCGACCCAAGUCCCCAGCGCCGCGCGGAUCCGCGCCGCCGGCGAGCGCAUCCUCGCCGCCAGCCGGGCCCUCGGUUCUACGAAUACGCCCAACGGCGGCGAGCAGCAGCCCGCGCUGACCGUCUUUGUGCAGCACGAGGAGAGCCCCGAGAGCGGUGGCUCGCUCGUGCGCGGCGCGGAGCUGUGGAAGCUCGUCUUUCCGCCCCGCGACGGCGCCGCCGACGAGAUUCUCAUCGCCAAGACGACCCAAAACACGUUCGAGUCAAACCCGGACCUGGCAGACAGGCUCAAGGGCGCGGGCGUGGACCACAUCGUCGCCUUUGGCCUGCAGAGCGAGUGCUGCGUAGGGGAGACGUGCAAGGGCGCGCUCGCAGCGGGCUUUCGCGUGUCGCUGCUGCAGGGCGCGCACUCGACGUACGACAGCCAGGGCAAGACGGCCGCCGAGAUUGAGAAGGAGGUGGAAGAGAUGCUGGUAAGCCGCGGCGCAAAGGUGGUGCCGUGGGAGCUUGCCGUGUCGCAGUGGCAAACGGCUGGCGUGGUGUGCUGA
Messenger RNA from Cordyceps militaris CM01, 603 nucleotides. RefSeq names its product isochorismatase hydrolase. Bases 1 to 603 code for a protein of 200 amino acids. Lineage: Eukaryota; Fungi; Ascomycota; Sordariomycetes; Hypocreales; Cordycipitaceae. The record is from RefSeq and is a predicted model, not a curated record. The transcript is spliced from 2 exons.